Molecule: messenger RNA, 1847 nt
Organism: Aspergillus heteromorphus CBS 117.55
Lineage: Eukaryota; Fungi; Ascomycota; Eurotiomycetes; Eurotiales; Aspergillaceae
Product: putative FAD monooxygenase
Exons: 6
Coding region: 1-1836 (611 amino acids)
Molecular function (GO): FAD binding
Source: RefSeq, a predicted model, not a curated record
AUGACUGCCACUGAUUAUUUCGAUGUUGUGAUUGUUGGGGCGGGGCCAUCUGGUCUCAUGGCUACUACGUGGAUGGCUCGGACAGGCAUCAAGACUCUUCUGAUUGAGAAAAAGUCGGGUCGCACUCUUGCCGGGCACGCAGACGGUCUCGAAAGCAGGACUUUUGAAAUAUUGAAUAGCUUUGGCUUUGGUGAAUCAAUAUGGAUGGAAUCGAACAAGACAAUCGAUGUCUGCUUGUGGAGUAGCUCGGGAGGAUACCUUCGAAGGGACAGUGUGUCCCCAAACCAUGAGCCUGGCUUGUCCAGAUUUCAGGAGGCCACUCUGGGUCAGGGGCGAAUAGAAGAGCACCUUCUCAACUUUGUGAAACAACAUUCAAGUGUGAAAAUAAAAUGGGAAACCGUCCCUAUCUCACUGAAAAUUUCCGACGGUAAAUGCGAUGACCCCGGUUCUUAUCCUAUUGAGAUGCGGAAUGACUGCUCUGAAAGGACAAUCCGAGCACGAUAUUUGGUCGGAUGUGACGGGGCUCAUAGCUGGGUCCGGAAACGACUUGGCCUAUUCUUAGAGGGCGAUCAGACCCCCAAUGGGCACUGGGGCGUUCUGGAUUGUAUACCUAUUACAGACUUCCCUGACAUUCGCAAGAGAUGCAUCAUCAAAUCGGAUGCAGGGAAUCUCAUGAUAAUACCCCGAGAAAAGAAGCUUGUUCGCUUCUAUAUCCAAGUAUCUCCUCUAGUUGCAGCUAGAUUCAAAGUCGACUAUCACUCAUCAACAUUGAUAGCGGUUCUAAGGGAUAUACUGCAACCAUACACAUUCAACACUUUGCAUAUUGAAUGGUCCACAAUUUACACAAUUGGCCAAAGACUGUGCAGCACAUUUUCGGUCAUGAAUCGCAUUUUCCUCGCAGGUGAUGCCGUUCACACUCAUUCCCCUAAGGCUGGGCAAGGUAUGAAUGUCAGUAUGCAAGACAGUUACAAUUUGGGUUGGAAGUUGUCCUCUGUUUUGAGGGGCGUCGCCACGUCUGAGAUUCUUCAUACAUACCAGACAGAGCGGCUCCCUGUUGCGGAACGAUUGAUCGCUUUCGACAGACGGAUGUGCUUUGGGAUAUGCUCAACUGAAAAAGACCCAUCUGAAAAUGCCAACGAUAGAUUCUCUAACCUCAGACCGACGCUUUCCGAGGAGAACUCAUGUGCCGCGGGCAUUGGUGUGGUCUAUGGGCCCAGUAUCUUGAUGACUUCAUCAUCCGAUUGUGAUUCUGCUGCAAACGUAGAAGAUACGCAGUCACCUUUCCCCCAAAGCAAGCAUCACCUUGCCACAUGCAUCACUGUCGGUGGAAGAAUGCCCAGUCAACGCGUGCUUUGUCAGAGCGACUCCCGUCCCUGGCACCUCCAGGAUAGACUCGUCAGUACAGGACAAUGGCAUUUGAUCAUUUUCGGGGGUGAUAUAACGGAUGGUAUCCAAAAGACUCGUUUGAACCAACUCACAAAUUCUCUGUCUCACCCAGAGUCUCUGAUCAACUCCAUCAAUCUGUCUGACGGGAGUCCCGUAGGCUCCCUUGCCGCAUACCUGGUUCAUACGGCCCCGCGGGAGAAGGUGGAGUUCAUGGAGCUGCCGGCAAUUCUAAGACCGUUCGACAAGGAGAUCGGCUAUGAUUACUCGAGGGUGUUCGCAGACAAUGCAUCAAGUGGGGAAGGGUGUGGAGAGGCUUACCAAGGUUAUGGAGUCAGCUCAAGAGGCUGUAUGGUCCUGGUGCGCCCCGAUCAACACGUUGCCUUCAUUGGGGCUUUGGAAGAUACCAAUGCUCUCUAUGCGUUCUUUACAAGAUUUGCUGUAACAAAGUGAAGAAAACGGGG